GUUAUCAUUCUGUCCAUGUUUCUGGCAAUGGCAUAUGUCCAUCUCACUCAGCCGUCGUCGUUGCUGGUGGGAUUGUGUUUCUUUUGAUGAUUGAUAACGUUCGAUAACGCGGUGGUCAGUUUUUCGUGCGGUUGUCAAUAUACUAAAUCUUUCGGCUGUGAUUUCAUGUCCAAUAUUGAUACCGAUCUGACAGUUUUUUAAGUCAGUACCGAGCUGGAACUCGUGAAAACCGGAUUCAAACCGAUAAUACGAUCAAAAUAAAUUAGGUUGUUAAUUCUAAGAUCUAAGAACGUAGGUUAAACACUGGAUCAUGUGCAAAUGAAACGACGUAAGAAUAGUUUCGUAAGUCCAUAGUGACUGUUGUAAGCGCGAGCUUCGAGACAAAAAAAAAUUGAAAAUUACGACCUGGUCGGUUGCAGGACACACCGAAAAGUCGUCCAUCUCGGUGAGGUCUGUAACUGUUCCGCUAUCGAAUCUGCAUUUGUACCGAAGUUUUCGUUGCUCAUCUUGGCUGCUGUGAAGCUUGGGGUGCUUUCUGUAAGAAGCGUCGUGGAUAGUUUUGAUUGUAACGACGUUGCACCAGAAAAUUAUGUGAAAUAAUAAGAAAAGUUUACCAGUAUUUUGAUAAAAGUAAAAGUUACUAUAAAGAAAUAAAUUGCAUCACUUUAAAAAAAUGUGGAAAUUGUUAAUGGGUACAAGUGCUUGUAGACUGCUGCAUGUUUAUGUAAUACUCAUUACUUGGAUAGGAGUUUGCUGCAUGGUACCAAAUACUAGACUAAAAGAUGAUUUCACAGACCGAUUCGACGUCGAAUAUGCUGAGCAUAUACCGGAGGCACCUGUCCGUUGGAACGAUAGCACGGUAAACUUCCACCAUGUCGCAUUGGGUGGUGUAACUCCGAUAGAAUUAACGUUGGACGAACGAAUAGAACUGGAGAAACACAUCUGGCACUGGUACCCGUACCGCCGAAUCAAUUUCGAAGUGCUGGAAGAUGGCCGUAAGGUGGAAGUAUUCUGUGAUGAAGGAUCGGCCAUUGACGAACUGCCGGAUGAUAUUUUUACACAGGAGCAGCGACUACAGGGAGCAAUUGUUCUUCACUUCAUCGGUGCAAUCUAUUUCUUCACCAUUCUGGCCUAUGUUGUAAGCGAAUAUUUUCUUCCGUCGGUCGAAUGUAUCUGCGAGGAUUUGAAAUUGACACAGGAUGUCGCAGCGGCCACCUUCAUGGCUAUAGCGGGAAGUACUCCCGAGUUCUUUACCAACACGAUCAGCACAUUCAUCGCAGAAUCCGACAUGGGCCUAGGUACGGUGAUGGGAUCACUGCUGUUUAAUACCUUGGGUGUGGCUGCACUGGCAGGGUUGGCAACCAGAACGCCCGUUCAACUCGACUGGUGGCCACUGACUCGGGACUCGAUCGUAUUCGCUUUUCAUGUGGGUGUUCUGAUUGGCUUUGCCUGGGAUGGUCGUAUCUAUUGGUACGAAGCCAUGGUGCUCGUCAUUCUACUGGCAAACUAUUUUGUUAUUAUGUUCCAAAACAGAAGAAUUAUGAAUUUUGCCAAAAAAUAUAUCGAAGUGAAGUGGAAUUUGUGUGCCCGUGUUGUUCGGGAAAUCGAAGCCACAGAAAAGGCCGAAGCGGAAGCUGCAGCGCAAGCAGAACUGGAAGCCAACGGAGUGAAAUCGAUAACCACUACACCUCGAAUAACGUUGGAAAAACCGAGAACUCGCAUGUCCACUGCUUCCAUUCUGUCUGACCAAAUGGCAGAAACUCCGCUGAAAGUGGGAGAUUUGCAUAUACCAUCCCGUCACAUGAUUCCUGAAUCGAAGGAAUACGAGAGUAUGACUUUAUGGAAAGUUUCCAAAGAAACGUGGCUUCGUGGUUUCUGGUGGUUUUAUAGCUGGCCGAUACGUUUUGUACUGACGUUUUUAGUACCGAACCCGCAAACCAUGCGCCGUUGGUACCCGUUGACAUUUAUUAUGUGCAUCAUUCUCAUCGGGUGCUGUUCGUUCUUCACGUUCUGGAUGUUAUCGAUUAUCGGUUACACUUUGGGAAUACCCGACACGGUCAUGGGGUUAACGUUUUUGGCCAUGGGAGGCUGUAUGCCCGAAGCAAUUUCGGCGGUUAUUAUCAUCAGAACGGGAAGCGGUGCCAUGGGAGUUUCGAAUGCUAUGGGAGCGAAUUCGUUGGCGAUUCUGUUUUCACUGGGUCUACCCUGGUUCAUCCGUACGCUGAUCGAUGGGGCAAGCAAUACGAACGCAUACACUGUGAUCGCCUCUUACGGUAUGCAGUAUUCGAUCAUUGCUUUGCUGUUUGCCAUUGCUUGCCUCUACAUAACCGUUUAUGUGGCGAAAUUCAAACUAAGAAAGCGCGUAGGUCUGGUUUUGUUCCUGGGAUACGGUGUACUGGUGACAUUCAUGCUGCUAAACGAACUGGACGUCUUCUUCACAUCCGGCAACGAAUGUUGAUAGAAGCUAUUGGUUCACGAUCAAAUCGAAUUUAGACUAAAGGUUAAAGUUGCCUCAUUAUUUUGUUACUAGCUAAGAAGUGUUAGUUGUUAAGAAUAAAUGAUACUCGACCGUCGAACAUUCUUGGACUAAAAUCCAGUGUUAUCCAUGUGGAUUACCUCUAGGUUGCAACCCGUAAUAUAACGAUGUGAUAUUUUACAAUGAACAAGUUGAUAUUAUGUUGCUUGGAACAUAUAAAAUGUUUAUUGUACACACUCUCCGCGUAGUUCUCUAUUAGACUUAAACCUUAUAUUAUGUUUCUGCGAAAACAAUAAUUUACGUGCUGUAUAAUAAAAACGUUUGAUGAGUUGCUUAAUGUUGAUAUUAAUUACAUAC
Messenger RNA from Malaya genurostris, 2833 nucleotides. Its product is annotated as sodium/potassium/calcium exchanger 3-like. Gene Ontology annotation, biological process: calcium ion transmembrane transport; intracellular calcium ion homeostasis. The transcript is spliced from 7 exons. Lineage: Eukaryota; Metazoa; Arthropoda; Insecta; Diptera; Culicidae. Gene Ontology annotation, cellular component: membrane. Gene Ontology annotation, molecular function: calcium channel activity; calcium, potassium:sodium antiporter activity. The record is from RefSeq and is a predicted model, not a curated record. The coding region runs from base 674 to 2458 and encodes 594 amino acids.